UCAGUGGGAAAUUCACUGGACUGUCAUGACUUCUCACAUAAGAUGGAUAGUGGCUUGGCCCCUUCAGCCUCCAGUUCCCUCAGGACCUGCAAAUGCAUCUCAACAGGUCCCAUGGACUUGUGCGCCUGCAGGUUCCUUAGAUGGUCUCAGACUUGGUCUUCUCCUCCAGCGGGCAGUUCUUCAUUCUCCCAGUCCUUGCCUCUGCCUUCUGUGACUUGGGCCGUGUGGUUUGAGCCCUUGACAGUGAAGAGUGAGGUAGUGAUUCACGAAGACUUCAUUCAGUCCUGUUUUGAUCGUCUAAAAGCUUCUUAUGAUACUUUAUGUGUGUUGGAUGGAGAUAAAGACAGUAUAAAUUGUGCAAGACAAGAAGCAAUACGAAUGGUGAGAGUGUUGACUGUUUUAAGGGAAUAUAUAAAUGAAUGUGACAGUGAUUACCACGAAGAGAGAACCAUUCUGCCUAUGUCAAGAGCUUUCCGUGGUAAACAUAUCACACUGGUAGUUCGUUUUCCAAACCAAGGCCGACAGGUGGAAGAUUUAGAUAUUUGGUCUCAUACAAACGACACCAUUGGCCAAGUACGGCGUUGUAUUCUCAAUCGUAUUAAAGCCAAUAGUGCGCACACAAAAGUAGAACUGUUCAUCGGUGGUGAGCUCGUGGACCCUGCAGAUGAUAGAAAAUUAAUUGGGCAGUUGAAUCUCAAAGAUAAAACGCUAAUUACAGCUAAGCUUACACAGAUAAAUUCUAAUAUGCCCUCAAGUCCAGAUAGUUCUUCUGACUCUUCAACUGGUUCUCCGGGCAACCAUGGCAAUCACUACAGUGAUGGUCCAAAUCCAGAAGUUGAAAGCUGUUUGCCUGGAGUGAUCAUGUCACUGCACCCUCGAUACAUCUCAUUUCUUUGGCAAGUUGCAGACUUGGGCAGUAGCCUAAAUAUGCCACCUCUUCGAGAUGGAGCACGUGUUCUUAUGAAGCUCAUGCCACCAGAUAACACUACGGUUGAGAAACUAAGAGCUAUUUGUUUAGAUCACGCAAAGCUUGGGGAAAGCAGCCUUAGUCCAUCCCUCGAUUCUCUGUUCUUUGGUCCUUCUGCCUCACAAGUGCUGUAUCUAACAGAGGUAGUUUAUGCCUUGUUAAUGCCUGCCAGCGCACCUCUGGGAGAAGAUGCCAGCGACUUCCAAUACAACUUCUUAAAAAGUGGUGGUUUGCCUCUUGUACUGAGCAUGCUGACUAGAAAUAACUUCCUGCCAAAUGCAGAUAUGGAAACUCGAAGGGGUGCCUACCUUAACGCUCUAAAAAUAGCCAAAUUAUUGCUAACAGCAAUUGGAUAUGGCCAUGUUCGAGCUGUGGCAGAAGCUUGUCAGCCAGUUGUGGAAGGCACAAGUACAAUUUCACCGAUAAACCAGGCUACGCAUGACCAGGCAGUGGUGCUACAAAAUGCCCUACAAAACAUUCCUAAUCCGACUUCAGAAUGCAUGCUAAGAAAUGUAGCAAUACGUCUUGCACAGCAAAUAUCUGAUGAGGCUUCAAAAUACAUCCCUGAUAUCUGUGUUAUUAGGGCAGUACAAAAAAUUGUUUGGGCAUCAGGUUGUGGGUCAGUUCAGCUGGUCUUCAGCUCGAAUGAGGAAAUCAGUAAAAUCUAUGAAAAG
This is a messenger RNA of Eurypyga helias (sunbittern), 1641 nucleotides long. RefSeq names its product probable ubiquitin carboxyl-terminal hydrolase FAF-X. The transcript is spliced from 9 exons. Lineage: Eukaryota; Metazoa; Chordata; Aves; Eurypygiformes; Eurypygidae. The annotation marks the transcript as partial. The record is from RefSeq and is a predicted model, not a curated record.